GUUUUCUUCUUUUUUCUGAAGCGACUGCGGACUCCGUUUCUAGCGACGGUACAAAAGAAAGCGCUGCACACAUACACACACUUCAUCGGGGCGAGAAGGAAAACAAAGUAGAACUUCAGAGAACGUAAGCGAAUCAUAGAAGCCAGUGACUCACGUCAUCACCGUAGAGGCUAAGCGUCAAUUGCUCACGUUGGGCUCCUUUUUGUUGUUUUUCUUCUGCUGAAUCUUAAAGAAAGGAAAAGAAAAACCUGCGAAGGCUCCAUAGAAGGCACCCGACCUCGUUGGUAGCACUGGCAGUGACAUCUAAACGUACUACUGGCAGCUAAUCUGUUUACUUCCUUUGUGUUUCACGGAAGAAAGUAGAAGUCAAUCAGAAGAGUAGAAGUCGAAAUAGAGCAUCGGUUAAGCAACACAUUGAAGAAGUCAUACACAAUCGUUUUCUUUCACACGCACAACCCCUUCGCACCUACCCCCCCCCCUGCGAAGAAGAAACACGUGCUACGAUGUCCUCCUCGCGCAUGAAGCAAGGCGGCGACGAGGCCACGUACGAUGAAACUAUGGAAGCCACCUUCGACCCCGUUGACCAAGGCGAAGGAGAAGAGGAGGUCGUUUCCUACCUCAUGCCGCGCCUCGCCGCCUACGCCUCCCGCUCCGCCUCCUCCUUGCUAGAGUCCGAUGGAGAUGAACAGGAUAGCGUGAAAAACGAAGGUGAUUCGACCCACGAGGCAAACGAGAAGGCGGAGGAAGAUCGGACGGGGCACGUUCUGGCUGCGCGUGACAGCGGCGAGCGCUCCGCUGCGCACGUGACGGAUGACGGAACUGCGGAGGAGUCUCGUGAGCGGAUGAACAGUGAAGACAGCAGUAGUGUCGAGAAAACGGAAGGUGCCGCUGCUGUGCAGGCAGAUGAGCAGGAUGUGGCCUGCGCAGACAGCGGUGUGGACGACGACGUCCACGAGGAGGAGGAGGAUGACACGUACAAGGUCGACAGUGAUGCCGCUGAGGGCCGCGCCACCGCGUCCCACUACGCGACCGCCUUUGCGCACAGCCGUGUGAAGGAGCUCCUGAAGUACGAAGGCAGCUCCUCCAUCGUGUCCAAGGACGCCGCGGCGGCUGCGUGUGAGGCGGUGGCGCUGCUGACGCGCGAUCUCGUUGCCACGGCGGCGGCGGAGGCCACGCGCAGAAACCGCAGAACGCUGACGUACGACGACGUCGCACGCGUCGCGCAGCUGCUGGAUCGAUUUUCUUUCCUGGCGGAUGUCGUGCCACCAGCGCCGUCGUCCUCCUCGGGCGCCAGCUUUGGCGCCGGCAAGUCCAUUGUGGUGGGCAGUCACCUCCAGUCGUCGUCCGCUGCGGGUGGUGGUGGUGGUGGAAAUAGCAGUCGCGGUGGGCCAAGGAAGAGGAAUGUAGAGGCGUCGGCGCGCAGCAAGUCAGCGCAAGGGCGGGGACAAGGACCCACUGCUUCGGCGGUGGGGUCCGAGGUGAACGCUGCGGCACGCGCAAAGACGACACACGCGCGUGUGAUGCACAGCGUGGCGUCUCCGCAGGUGCAUCCGCAGCCGGGAGGCAUGCGUCAAGCCACGUUGCGUUUCUAG
Molecule: messenger RNA, 1592 nt
Organism: Leptomonas pyrrhocoris
Lineage: Eukaryota; Euglenozoa; Kinetoplastea; Trypanosomatida; Trypanosomatidae
Exons: 1
Coding region: 504-1592 (362 amino acids)
Biological process (GO): regulation of DNA-templated transcription
Cellular component (GO): nucleus
Molecular function (GO): protein heterodimerization activity
Source: RefSeq, a predicted model, not a curated record